Penicillium brevicompactum is the source of this 3336-nucleotide messenger RNA. RefSeq names its product putative mRNA splicing factor RNA helicase (Cdc28). Lineage: Eukaryota; Fungi; Ascomycota; Eurotiomycetes; Eurotiales; Aspergillaceae. The coding region runs from base 1 to 3336 and encodes 1111 amino acids. The transcript has a single exon. The record is from RefSeq and is a predicted model, not a curated record. Gene Ontology annotation, cellular component: catalytic step 2 spliceosome; intracellular anatomical structure. Gene Ontology annotation, molecular function: ATP binding; RNA binding.
AUGGACCAAAAAGGGUUUGUGUCCGACAACCUGACCCGCCUAACGGGCGCGUCAGACUCAACCCUCAUCGACUUCGUACUCGCAACAGCAAGCUCGGCGAAAUCGACCUCCUCCCUGACCGAAAAACUCACCUCCUUCCUCGAUGCACCCAAUCCAGCCGAAGUCGGCUCCUUCGCCCGCGAGCUCUACACCCGCAUGGGCAAGGGCGCGCAGCCCAGCGCAUCAGCCCCCAAGCCCGCAGCAAGCGACUCGAAAAAGAAAUACCGCCUGGUAGAAAUGGGAGAAGACCAACCCGACCCCACAUCACUAGGUCCCGCCAAUGUCGAAGCAGAGCGGGAGCGCGAGAGGAGACGCGCGAGAGACAGCACGAAGGACCGAAGGAGCAAGCGAGACGAGCCCCGCCGAGAACGCGACUACGACGAUAGCCGGAAACGCGACCGCAGCCGUGAGGCAGAGAGCCGCGAUCGACCUCGCACAAAGAAGCUCCGGAAGAAGGACGAGGACUUCGAAGACCGCUGGGGUGACGAGGAAUACCCAGAAGAGGAAUUCGAGGAGGCAGAGGAAUUUGAAGAAUCGCCCUCGAAGCGAACGCGGCUUGAUGAUGGCUCUGCCUCGCCUCGUCCGGAAAAUAUUGAUCCCAAGACGCAGGAGGAGAUUGAUCGGCAGAAGGAUUUGCGCGAGCGAGACGAAUUCGCGAAACGAUUGGCGAAUAAGGAUGAUAGCAAGUCGAAGAAGAUUGUUGAGGAUCGGACGCGUGAUGGUGAGGCUGCUCGGCGACGUGCGCUGGCUGAUGAUGCCAAGGCGCGUGCGGAGAUGAUGCCGGAUUUGCGUGAGAGGUCGCGACAGGAAUAUUUGAAGAAGCGUGAGACGGAGCGUCUGGCUUUGCUGCGACGGCAGGUCAUUGAGGAGGCUGCUGAGUUGCGCGAGAAUCCUAAUCUGUCUCGCAAGGAGAAGGAGGAGUUCGCGCGGAACAGGGAGGUUCUUCGUAUUGCGGAGGAGAGACUUCGGAUCGAUGAUCACCGUGAUGGAUAUAUGAUGCCGGAUGACUAUAUUACGGAGAAGGGAAAGAUCGACCGCAAGAAGAAGGAGGAUGCAUUGUACAAGCGUUACGUCGAUCGUGAUGAGAUGGGCCAGGAACGGUUCGUCACGGAGCAUGAGGAAUGGGAGCUUGAACAGGCAGCCAAAGCCAAGGCGCAGAUCAAGAAGGCCGAGUUCGUUGAUGAGGGCGAUUACGAGUACGUCUUUGACGAUUCACAGCAGAUCAACUUUAUCAUGGACUCCAAGCUUGAUGGCACGCAAAAGCCGAUGACACAGGAGCAAUUGCGGUUCAAGGAGCAGGUUGAUGCAGCCGAGAAGAAGGCUCUCAGCAUGGAGGAGACCCGAAAGAGUCUGCCUAUCUACCAAUUCCGCGAUCAGAUCAUUCAAGCCGUGGCAGAUCACCAGGUCCUGAUCAUUGUCGGUGAAACUGGUUCUGGAAAGACUACUCAAAUCCCACAAUACCUCCACGAGGCCGGAUACACCAAAGACGGUCUCAAGGUUGGCUGCACACAGCCACGACGAGUGGCUGCCAUGAGUGUCGCUGCGCGUGUGGCCGAGGAAAUGGGUACGAAGAUUGGAAAUGAAGUCGGUUAUGCCAUUCGAUUCGAGGACAACACGAGCGACAAGACCAUUCUCAAGUACAUGACCGAUGGAAUGUUGCUGCGAGAACUCCUGACCGAGCCCGAUUUGAGCCAGUACUCGGCAUUGAUGAUUGACGAGGCUCACGAGCGAACGGUGCCCACUGAUAUUGCCUGUGGUCUUCUCAAGGAUAUCGCAAAGGCUCGACCCGAUCUGAAGCUGCUUAUUUCCUCGGCGACUAUGGACGCACAGAAGUUCCAAAAGUAUUUCGACGAUGCACCCAUCUUCAAUAUCCCCGGUCGUCGAUACCCAGUCGAUGUGCACUACACUUCACAGCCCGAAGCCAAUUACCUUGCUGCGGCUAUUACUACGUGCUUCCAGAUUCACGUCACCCAAGGUCCCGGAGAUAUCUUGGUGUUCUUGACAGGUCAAGAGGAGAUUGAAGCCGCGGAGCAAAGUUUAGCAGAAACAGCUCGAAAGCUUGGGAGCAAAAUACCGGAGAUGAUCAUCGCACCCAUCUACGCCAAUCUACCGUCCGAACUGCAGACAAAGAUUUUCGAGCCCACGCCGCCCAAGGCGCGAAAAGUGGUGCUUGCCACCAACAUUGCCGAGACCAGUUUGACCAUCGAUGGUAUUGUCUACGUGAUCGAUCCCGGUUUUGUCAAGGAGAAUGUGUUCAACCCCCGCACCGGCAUGGAGAGCUUGGUCGUGACCCCAUGCUCCCGAGCCUCUGCCAACCAGCGAGCAGGUCGUGCCGGACGUGUCGGCCCCGGAAAAUGCUUCCGCUUGUACACGAAGUGGGCGUACUACAACGAACUGGAGGAGAACACCACUCCCGAGAUCCAAAGAACCAACCUGAACAGCGUCAUCCUCAUGUUGAAAUCACUUGGCAUCGACCAGCUCCUGGACUUCGAUUUCAUGGACCCCCCACCCGCGGAAACGAUCAUCCGCGCGCUCGAACAACUAUACGCGCUCGGUGCGCUCAACGACCGCGGCGAGCUCACCAAAGUCGGUCGUCAAAUGGCCGAGUUCCCCACCGACCCGAUGCUCGCCAAAGCCAUCCUGGCUUCUGACAAAUACGGCUGCGUCGAAGAGGUGCUCUCGAUCGUCUCGAUGCUCGGCGAAGGCAGCGCCCUCUUCUUCCGACCGAAAGAUAAGAAAAUCCACGCCGACAGCGCCCGCAACCGCUUCACCAUCAAAGAAGGCGGCGACCACCUCACCCUCCUCAACGUCUGGAACCAAUGGGUCGACUCCGACUUCAGCACCAUCUGGGCCAAGGAGAAUUUCCUACAGCAGCGCAGUCUUACGCGGGCGCGCGAUGUCCGCGACCAGCUUGCCAAAUUGUGCGAUCGGGUCGAGGUCACCGUUAGCACGUGCGGCGCCUCCAAUAUCCAGCCCAUUCAGAAGGCUAUUACGGCUGGCUUCUUCCCCAAUGCUGCCCGGCUGCAGCGUGGUGGUGACAGCUACCGGACUAUCAAGAAUGGGCAGUCUGUUUACUUGCAUCCUUCCAGUACACUGAUGGAGGUGAACCCGCGCUGGGUAAUCUACUUCGAGUUGGUGCUAACUAGUAAGGAGUAUAUGCGGAGUAAUAUGCCGCUGCAGGCGGAGUGGUUGGUUGAGGUUGCGCCGCAUUAUUAUAAGAAGAAGGAUCUGGAGAGUCUGGGGUUGGAUCGUAAGGUGUCGAAGGGACAGGGGUUGGCUGGGGAGAAGAAGGGUUAA